Molecule: messenger RNA, 624 nt
Organism: Penicillium verhagenii
Lineage: Eukaryota; Fungi; Ascomycota; Eurotiomycetes; Eurotiales; Aspergillaceae
Exons: 2
Coding region: 1-624 (207 amino acids)
Biological process (GO): negative regulation of MAPK cascade; dephosphorylation
Cellular component (GO): cytoplasm
Molecular function (GO): protein tyrosine/threonine phosphatase activity; MAP kinase tyrosine/serine/threonine phosphatase activity
Source: RefSeq, a predicted model, not a curated record
AUGGAGAACGUUAGGAACAAGAAGUGGGAGAUGGCGUUCGCAGCGCGAAUGAGGCAGAUCGUACCUGGUCUCUUUCUUGGGAAUGUCGAAGCAUCACACAAAAGGGAAAUGCUUCAGGAAAAUCGUAUUAACGCGAUUGUCUCUCUCACUGAUGCUCGAUGGGUGUGGUGGAGCAGCACUACAAGAAAGGCAGGCGUUCUGGCACAUCGUCACAAAUGGAUACAGUGUGCAGAUUCGUCGACGCAAGACCUCCUCGCUCAUAUGAGCUGUAUUUGCGACUUUACCGACCAGAUGGCAUCCCCGGCUCUUUCGUCGCUGUCAUCCUUGCCCGUUGUGUACAACCACGAUACGAAUGAUGGGCUGGGUGGAGUGCCUCCGGAGGCCAUAUUGAUCCACUGUGAUCUUGGGAUAUCACGCUCGCCAACCAUUAUCAUUGACUAUCUUAAGCGCAAAUUGUACAUGUGGCAAGCGGAAGGUUGGGAGGAUGUUGAGUAUGAACUAUGGGAGAACGAAGAAAAGACUGUCCCGAAAGCGCCAAACAAAGUAUAUCUGGAGCACCGGGCUGCCCUGCUGAGAAGUAAAGCGCUUACUGGAAAUGAGCCGCUAGCGCCUCUGAACCUUUAA